UAUGUGCCGCCGUGCUGACAUGGGUUAUGGGCCAGCGCUAUUUGCAGACUUCUAAGAUCAUGCCAGCUGGAGUUGUGGCCGGAAUCAGUUCUCUAAUGACUGUAUUUUACCUGUACAAGCUGGCAUCUGGUGGCAACCAUAUUUCUCCCAAGGCCGAGUAAUGAUUCCACCGAUUACUUCUUUCGAUAUUUGAUAUAGGAAAUGUAUCGGAUCACACGAAAAACUUGAACGAUGUUUUAUAUGCUGAUGAUUGCUGUUAUUGCUAACCUUGCAAACUUGGACAUGUAAACCAAAUGGCCAUUAUUGAAUAUAAACAGUUGGGGUUAAAGUUUUUCAGAGUUCUUAUUACAAAUA
Momordica charantia (bitter melon) is the source of this 354-nucleotide messenger RNA. The record is from RefSeq and is a predicted model, not a curated record. NCBI's taxonomy places the organism in Eukaryota, Viridiplantae, Streptophyta, Magnoliopsida, Cucurbitales, Cucurbitaceae.